GAGGAAAGAGGAAGGAAGAUGGCGGCGGCGAGCGGCGGGCUGCGGCUAUGGUGGCGGCGGAGGCCGCCGCCCGCCGCGGGCCUCGGCCGCGGGGCGCGCACCUUCUCCCGUAGCGGGCGGGCGGCGGCGGCGGCGGCGGUGCGGGCCGAAGAGCUGGCGGAACGGCUGCGGGCCCGGAGGAGGGAGGAGGAGGUGGAGAAGCGAGAGAUCCCCACAGACCCGGCACAGAGACGGGUCCGGGAGCUUGCCAUGCUGAGCAAGCAGCUGCAGCAGGUUCACCCCAAUGUCCUGGCCAAAGUGCUCAAGCAGGGAACCGUGUACCAAAAUGAGGAGAUUGUGGUGAUCAACAAACCCUAUGGCCUUCCCGUGCACGGCGGCCCCGGGAUCAAGAAUUGUAUUGCCGACGUGCUGCCGAUUUUGGCCAAGAUGUUGCAGAACAUGAAAGCCGAACCCCUCCACCUCUGCCACCGGCUGGACAAAGAGACCACGGGCGUGAUGGUGCUGGCACGGAGCAAGGAGGCAGCGGAGAGGAUCCGGCUUCUCUUCAAAACUCGUCAGGUGGAGAAGAUCUACUGGGCAAUUAGCCUGGGGGACCCAGACCCCACCGAGGGCAUCGUGGAGAUCCCCAUCGUGGAGAAGGAGGUGCAGAGCCACCAGUCGCACUACAAGAUGACAUUGGCCCCAAACUAUCGCCUGUCUCCAGAGGAUGGAAAGGUGGUGAAAAUCCGCAAAAAACGCAACGCUGAAAGCGCCGUGACACGGUACCGCCUUCUGGCUAGCUCUUCCGCCUGCUCUCUGCUGGAGCUCCAGCCCAUCACAGGGGUGAAGCACCAGAUCCGGGUUCACCUGGCCUAUGGCUUGGGGUGCCCCAUCCUGGGGGAUCACAAAUAUUCACACUGGAGCAAGCUGGCACCCCAGAAGCUUCCUGAAAUCACCUUGAAGAGGCUGAAGCUGGAGCAGAGCAAGGCUCGCCACCUCCCCCUCCACCUCCACGCCUACCGGCUCUCCCUGCCCCUGGGCAAGCAGUUAGACCUCGUCUGCAAGCCACCCCUCUUCUUUAAAAAGACCCUGAAGAAGCUGAGACUGGAUGUACCUAACGACUAAUGAGGCAGGACUGGAGUGGUACCGCCUUAUCUCUACAUCUCCAGCACGUGGUAGUGCUGGGUCUGGCUGCUCUGCAGUGGUGUCUGCCUCGGAGCCAGUGGUGUGAUGAAGUCUACGGUCUCUGCCGCUCGCCAGAGACCUCCUGUGUUGAUACUGGUGUUGCUGGCUUCACACCAGGUACCCGCACGGGCUUCUUGCCCUGAUUUGGUGCAGAAACAUGUCCAGGCACGCUGAAGAGCCUCUUGUUGGGACAAAUGAGGCUGGGUAGAAACUGGGCUUUGCCCAAGCCGUGUUUUGAACCUGUCUCUGAGCAAUAAAAGAUGCAGUUUCUGCCGA
Molecule: messenger RNA, 1440 nt
Organism: Aquila chrysaetos chrysaetos
Lineage: Eukaryota; Metazoa; Chordata; Aves; Accipitriformes; Accipitridae
Gene: RPUSD4
Product: RNA pseudouridine synthase D4
Exons: 7
Coding region: 19-1104 (361 amino acids)
Biological process (GO): pseudouridine synthesis
Molecular function (GO): RNA binding; pseudouridine synthase activity
Source: RefSeq, a predicted model, not a curated record